Molecule: messenger RNA, 1819 nt
Organism: Camelina sativa (false flax)
Lineage: Eukaryota; Viridiplantae; Streptophyta; Magnoliopsida; Brassicales; Brassicaceae
Source: RefSeq, a predicted model, not a curated record
UGAGACUCUCUCUCUCUCACUCCCUCUCGUUAGGGCUUCUCUCAUAUGCGCCUUUCGUAUUCUCUCGAAAGCGAGAAUUUUUUCUAAAUCCCAUUUGAUUUUGAUUGCAAAGUCGUAAUCUUCAUCGACAGCAAUCUUCUGGGUAUCACCAGAAUGAGGUAUCUUCUUCUGAGGAGGAACAAGUUCGUAACUUUGAUCAAAAGAGAGUGUUUCAUCUUUCCGAUUAUAUCAUCAUCCCCUGAAACUAAAACCCUGAUAAACCCAGAUCCUAAUACCCCUCAAUUUCAAAACCCUUGUUCGAUUUCAAGGAUUGCUCACUAUGCAACUCAAUCUUCAAAGUUCCCGGAGUACGAGAUGCCUACAGUCACAUGGGGAGUUAUACAAGGGAAGAAAGAGAAGCUCGUGAAUCGUGUCAAAAUCUGCGAUUAUCUCAAAGGUUUGGGGAUAAUCACCGAUGAAUUGGAGAGUAUUGAGUUACCUUCCACCAUUGAAGUCAUGUGUGAGCGUGUUGAGUUCUUACAGAAGCUAGGGUUGACCAUAGACGAUAUAAAUGAGUAUCCUUUGAUGUUAGGUUGCAGUGUUCGUAAGAAUUUGAUUCCUGUCUUGGCUUACUUAGAGAAAAUUGGAAUCCCGAGAUCGAAAUUAGGAGAAUUUGUUAAGAACUAUCCUCAGGUUCUUCAUGCAAGUGUGGUUGUUGAGCUUGCUCCUGUGGUUAAGUUUCUUAGAGGUCUUGACGUUGAGAAGCAAGAUUUAGGGUAUGUUCUGAUGAAGUAUCCUGAGCUUUUAGGGUUUAAACUCGAAGGCACUAUGAGCACAUCCGUUGCGUAUUUGGUAAGCAUUGGUGUGAGUCCUAGGGACAUUGGUCCUAUGGUGACUCAGUAUCCUUAUCUUUUGGGAAUGAGAGUUGGAACCAUGAUCAAACCUCUUGUAGAUUAUCUAAUUUCCUUUGGCUUGCCGAAGAAAAUAGUGGCUAGGAUGCUAGAGAAACGUGCAUAUGUAGUCGGAUACAAUCUUGAGGAGACUGUUAAACCAAAUGUAGAUUGUUUGAUUAGUUUUGGCAUCAAGAAAGAAGUACUACCUUUGGUUAUAGCUCAAUAUCCUCAAAUUCUUGGCUUACCGGUGAAAGCUAAGAUGUCUACACAACAGUACUUUUUCAGCUUGAAGCUCAAGAUUGAUCCUGAAGGGUUUGCUCGUGUGGUAGAGAAAAUGCCACAGAUUGUUAGCCUGAAGCAGAAUGUGGUAAUGAAACCCGUUGAGUUUCUCUUGGGCAGGGCGUUUCCAGUUGAGGACAUUGCGAAAAUGGUUGUGAGAUGUCCUCAGAUCCUCUGUUCCCGAGUCGAACUCAUGAAGAAUAGCUACUACUUUUACAAGACUGAGAUGGGGAGACCGAUGAAAGAACUCGUGGAGUACCCUGAGUAUUUUACUUAUAGCUUGGAGUCAAGAAUCAAACCGAGGUACCAGAAGCUACAGAGCAAAGGAAUUAGGAGUUCAUUGAACUGGUUCCUUAAUUGCAGUGACCAAAGAUUUGAGGAACGGUUGCAAGGUAACUAUAUUGAUCCAGAUACUGAAGGUCCAACAUUUGACAUGGGUGGGAAGUUAGAUAUGCCUGGUGGCGAGAUUGUGUCUGAUGAGGAAGAAGAUGAGAGUGAUGGAUGAUGAAGUUCUCUACAAACGCACUGUUACAUUGUAGAAUAAUCUGAAGUUUUUUAACUUUAUCGAACUUCUGCAUUUAGCUACACUUGUUUGAAGCAUUGUGUUCAUUUUGUUCUCUGUUCACUUGAUUUUGUCGCACAAUUUUAGAUGUUGAACGUUUCUCUUA